Molecule: messenger RNA, 1760 nt
Organism: Anopheles gambiae (African malaria mosquito)
Lineage: Eukaryota; Metazoa; Arthropoda; Insecta; Diptera; Culicidae
Product: SET and MYND domain-containing protein 4-like
Exons: 2
Coding region: 158-1588 (476 amino acids)
Molecular function (GO): protein binding
Source: RefSeq, a predicted model, not a curated record
GACUCAGCUACGAUCCGAAGGAAAUAAAAUGUUUCACCCGAACGUGAAACGCUACUUCGAGGCCAUCAAGCUGUAAAAUGAGAGCAUCGCCUUUUCCGAAAAAGGAUCGACAGAAAAGGCAUUGGCCCAUGCAAAUCGCUCAACCAUUUGUCUGAAGAUGCAACGCUUUGAGGACUGUUUGGAGAACAUUCGGCUUGCUCGUGAUUCGAACUAUCCAGAGCAUUUGACAGAAAAGUUGAAUCAACGCGAAAAAGAGGCCAAAAAUGCUUUGGCAAAGGCUCGGAACAAGAAUGCUUCAUCGAUCAAGGUUACUCCGGAUGUGGUGGAAGAGCCCGAGCUAAGCUAUCCGUCCAAAGAGAAUGCGCCGCAAGUUGCCAACUGUCUGGAACUGCGCAAAAACGAAGAAUAUGGACGACAUGUGGUGACCACUCGUAAGCUGAAGGUGGGCGAUGUCGUGAUGAUUGAAAGGCCGUUCGUUACCGUGCUGAAGGAUUCCUUCCGAUAUGUUCGAUGUGAUUUUUGCCAUGGCGAACGACCAUUCACAUUGAUUCCGUGCGAAGGAUGUACCGCGGCCAUGUACUGUUCGGAGGAAUGUCUGAGUAAAGCGUACAACAACUAUCAUCGAUAUGAUUGCGGGCUUUUACGAGACUUGUAUGAAGAUUUCGAAGAAGUUUCCUUGAUUGAUAUUCGCAUUAUAGCCAUUGCGAUCACAACCUUCGAUAAUAAUCCAGAGGCAUUGAAGGAUCAUCUCGAUGCACUGGAUGAAUCCAAUGUUAACGGGUUUACGAUGGAUUGGAAUAAAGCAACGCAACAAGACAUUUUCAACACGGUGCACGUGUUAACCACUAAUCAAGAACGGCGACACAGCAUGUUUGUUGCAAUGUUCAUCUUCAAUGCUACCAUCCUACAUACCCUUAUUCUGGAAAGAACAGAGCUGGGACCGGUGUGCGAAGCAAACCCUGCAACAAACAAGUUUUUACUAGAUUUGAUCCUGCGAUGUAUGCAAAUCGUGAAUUGUAACAGAAAAUUGUUGUCCUUUAAUGCGUACAAGGUGAAGGAAUACGUGGCUGAAUCAUUUGCAGUGGGUUGCUACCCAUUGAUUAGCAUGCUGAAUCAUUCCUGUGCUCCCAACGUGAAACGCAUCACUUUGCGCGAUGGGCGGUGUGCCGUUUUUGUCAUCCGUCCAGUUCUUGAAGGAAGUCAACUGUUCGAUAGCUAUGAAGCGGGUCAUACAUUGCAUGAACGAGAAAUGAGGCAAUCAAUGUUGUCAUUCAUGUACAGCUUCCAAUGCACAUGUGAAGCAUGUACGUUCAAUUAUCCUACUUGGAAAGUUCUUGUGGAAGGUAGUGAUGUAACCAAUUCUGAAGACAUGGCAAAACAUUUGUACUACAAUCGGAUGCUCAGUUCUCAUGAGGAUAAGAAAGUGCGCAAAAUUAUGGCAGAACUGCGGUCUUUUCUGAAUGAAACACCACAAUUGUAUCCUGAGAGUGAAGUCUGCUUUAGACAGGUAGAGUUUGUACGGUCUCUUCAAGUACUGUACAACCAAACAUCUGAAAAUGCGGAGUAUUGGAAACACUGCAAACCGUAGCUAAUAUUCCCAGAAAAAUGUGUGAGGUUCUGAGUACAACUGAGUUAAUUUCCUUACGUAUAUGGUUAGCGCGGGUUUUUACACAUUUGAUGUUCGUUCAAUAUGCCCAUGAAUUCGAUAUGCUGAUAAUAAACUGAUAUUUUCUUUUUGAUAAAUAACAACAUAACAUUUA